Mya arenaria is the source of this 1163-nucleotide messenger RNA. RefSeq lists its product as uncharacterized. The record is from RefSeq and is a predicted model, not a curated record. The transcript has 4 exons. NCBI's taxonomy places the organism in Eukaryota, Metazoa, Mollusca, Bivalvia, Myida, Myidae. The coding region runs from base 76 to 804 and encodes 242 amino acids.
UUCGUCCGAUGGUCGGGGCAAACACCUAGAUGGCCGUUUCGCACAUACACCCGAUGGCCGAGGUCAAACAAAAAGAUGGCAGCUCAGCACAUUCACCAGGGCAAUAAACAGAAUAUGCUUUUUGUAAAUUCUGACGUAUACGCCCAUUUGAGGCCGCGAAAUGUUGAUCGGAAGGAACGUCAUCCUGGUGCACGCGAACGGAAUUCUAACAAGCGCCAACGUUUGCAAGACAAACGUAAAAUACCACCAGAGAAUGCUCCGAGGUCACGGGCAACAGAACCUCAGUUUCACCCAACUUACAGUCAUGACUCAGCAGUGAAGGAUUUCGGUCGACAUGAGACCUUUUCUGAGCAGAACGAACAACAGAAAGUGACGUCAUAUUAUCAGGAAUUCUCAACUAUUGAGGCUAUCCGAAAAAGUAUUGAUAAAACCUCACGCGCAAAGUCUGCACCAUCAGCUAAUAUUCCAAACUGGAUGCUUAAUUUAGACAUUAAUCUUGAUGUUUCUUCAGUUGAUAUAAUUCCACCAUAUGAUGACGGUGUAACGUUAAAAUCUCGGGCGUCCGAGACAUUUUCCGAGCGCGCCUCUUUAACAUUUGUUGAAAAUAAUUCAGAAGACAAUAUUGACAACUUAAGUGAUUCUGAAAAAGAUUAUCUAGAGGCAGUCCCAAACGAAAAUAUACACCAAGAAAAGGCUAAAAGUGUUCCAAUCCCCGAUAACAAAAAAGAGAAGUUUACGCUGACACCUCAGUUUGGCCAAAACAGAACAAGAGUGCUCGCCCCUUAUCAAAUACGUUCAGAAUAGCGACACCAUUUUCCGCUGGGUGGACAAACACGGAAGAUACAGGUCCGCGUCGUUACCAAGGCGAUAAGAAGGUGAUGUCUAUGCAACAAGGUGGAAUCAGGAGUACCCCUAUGCAGCCGAAAUCUAAGAAAUAUAUUAACCAGAUGUUAACUUUCCACCAUAUAAAACACCAUGAAAAGAAAAUAAGGCUGGCAAAACGUAAGCAAACCAAUUGUGAAAAAGUGAAAAGGCUCAGUGGCGAACAUACUGUAUUGUAGCAACAUAAAUUAAAUGAUAAUUACUACUGCCUCUGCAGACGAGCAGAAUCAAGAACCAUUAUAUUAAGUUCGUUAACUCAAAUCAUGAUAAAUAUAUUUGAC